ACUGAAGGGAGUGGUCGACAAGGGCGUGAGUCUGACACAGACUGUAUCACACUGGCCAGGUGAGGCGUUGUAUAAAGCGGCGGCCGGACGGAAACAAACACUUAUUCACAAGAGGAACAAAACAUGAGGAUACUUUUACUUCUAGCUGCCAUAGCAGCAGCAUCACAGGCUCAGAAUGACUGCUCCCGGGGGGCCUGCUAUCCACCCACCAAUGACCUGCUCCUGGGCAGGGCCGGCCAGCUUCAGGCCUCCUCCACCUGCGGCCUCACCGGUUCCGAGAUUUUCUGCACCCCAUACCAACAGAGGAAAAUGAAGUGCUGUCCAUGUGACUCCAGGAACCCAAACAGUCAGCUGGCCCACACUGUGAAGGAGGUCCUGUCUACCUCUGCACCAGAUAGAUGGUGGCAGUCCAGGAAAGACCCAAGUCCGGUUACUCUCCAGCUGGACCUCCAAAACAUGUUCCAGCUUGACAACCUGGUGCUCAGCUUCAAGGGACCCCGUCCCAGUGCCCUGGUCAUAGAGAGGACGCUGGAUAAUGGGCGGACGUGGCAACCAGCUCUCUACAUGGCUACAAACUGUCAACAAUCGUUUCCUGGAGUCCCCACAGCGACUCCUCUCACCCUGGACCGGACAUACUGCUACACACUCCCCCCUACUGGAACAAACCCAUACCAGGAUCACAGGAUUGAGUUCAGUCCUUUGCGUCAGUACGCCUACGUCUCAGCUCCCGACAGCCAAAAGAUUGAAGACGUGUCCGGGUUAACGGGGCUGAGGGUGAGGCUGAUGGAGCUGGGCGACGUCCCCCGUCUACCAGGCAGAGCUCUCAGCAGGUUUUACGCCCUGAAGGAGAUGAAGGUGAUGGGCAGCUGCAUGUGCCACGGACACGCCAACCGAUGCCUGCAAGACAGCAACCUGCUGCCCAACGGCAUACAGGUUCACCCUCAGUGCGACUGCCAACACAACACAGCUGGUGUGAACUGUGAGCGUUGUGCUGAUCUCUACAACGAUCUGCCCUGGAGGCCCGCGGUGGAGGGAAACACUCACACCUGCAAACGUUGCGAGUGCAACAACCACGCCGAGCGCUGUCACUUCGACCAGGCGGUGUACGAGGCCAGCGGGAGGAGAAGCGGAGGCGUGUGCGACGGCUGCAUGCACCACACCACGGGGCCGAAGUGUGAUCAGUGCGCCCCGGGAUACCAGCCGAACCCCCGCAGCAGGAUGGACCGUCCUGACGCCUGCAUACGUUGUGUCUGCAGUGCCGAGGGGACCGUGAACGGGGGACGUUGUGACGACAGCACCAGCUCCUGUCAGUGCAAAGCCAACGUGGAGGGUCCACGCUGUGACCGCUGUAAGAGAGGAUACCACAGCUUGAGCACCUCCAACCCCCUGGGCUGCACCAAGUGUUCCUGCUUUGGAGCCGGCUCGCUUUCAGACGUGUGCGACCAGGUGACCGGCCAGUGUUCCUGCCGUCCCCACUUCCACGGCCUCAACUGUGACAAGUGUUCACAAGGUUACUGGAGGCCAUUCCUGUCAGACCGCUGCGAACCCUGCGGCUGUGACCCCACCAGGUCGAGCAGCGACAGCUGUGACCAGCUGACGGGUCAGUGUCGGUGCAGACCGGGCUUUGGAGGCCGCACAUGUACCGAGUGUCCAGACAACACAUACGGAGACCCCCUCAUAGGCUGCCAGCCCUGUCGGUGCAACACUGAAGGAACCCUCCCGGGAACGUGUGACAAGCAGACCGGGUUCUGUUUGUGUCGGCCGGGCGUCACCGGUGUCCGCUGCGACUCCUGCAGCCGAGGACACUGCGACUCCUUCCCGGCCUGCGAGCAGUGUCCCUCUUGCUUCUUCACUCUCGAUGCCCGGCGCCAGAACUUCAGUUUAGCUCUGGAAAGGCUUUCCCCCAGAUUGCCGACUCGUCCCGGAGGCACUGGUGAUUUCGGAAACUUUGGUCCGCGCUUCCUGAGCCUGGAAACACGCCUGAACGAGAUUCGGAACUCCAUCUCCCUUCCACCUAACGCCGCCAGACAGGUUGACGACGCGCUGUUUCAGCUGGACAGACUGAGGGACCGUUUGGACAGUGCUGGUAACAACCUUUCACCCCUGGUAAAAAACCAAGCUCUGGACCCAGAGCUGGACAAACUGCAGACUCUGCUGGACUCCCUCAUCCUGGUGUACAAAGCUAAGAAAGGUGCCUUGGAUAACUCCGUCAGUCCCGGCAACGCAGGAGACUUUACUGCCAUCAAGGACGCCUACGACCAGUCUACGGACGCAGCCAAGAAAGCUGACGGCACCAGUGCCACCGUAAGGGAGUCGGCUAAUAUCAGAGAAGAGGCCAUGAACAUUCGGAACCAAGUUCAGCCAAAAAACACCAGAGAUCUGGACACACUGAACAACAACAUGGCCUCCAAACCUGAUCUCACUCCAGUCGCCAAUAAGGUGUGCGGCAGCGUUCGCACCGAGCCCUGCACCCCUCUCCAGUGUGAGGGCGGAGACCUGUGUCCGUCUGAGGGAGUCCCACCGUGUGAUAAGGGGGACAGAUGUGUGGGCGCGCUGCCUCUGAGCAAGAGGGCGACCGCAGACACCCGGGAUGUGAAGGACCGGCUCGCCAAUCUCACCAAAAAGAUCACGGAGGCUGCAGAGAAGCUCCAGAAAACACAAGACACAACCAAUCAGGUGAGACAGUCCACGGAGAAGCUGUCCAGUAAGCUGAGGUCGGCCAGUGAUGAGCUGGAAGACGACUUAAAGGACACGCGUGCUAUUGUGACACAGCUCAAAGACUUCCUGUCAGACCCGUCUUCCGACUUGACCCAUGUCCAGAACGUGAGUGACUUUAUCCUGCAAGCCAAGCUUCCCCGGAACCUGGCCUCUCUGAAGAAGAAGCUAGAGGAUCUCAAGAAUCUAGCGGCCAACCUGCCGGACAGCACGAAGAUACUGGAGGACGCGCAGCCGCAGCUGGACGCAGCCAAGAAGCUGUUGGAGGAGGCCCAGGAUGCAAGGGACACUGCAGUGGGAGUGAAAGCUGACGUGGACGGGCUUCUGGAAGGCUUCAGAGCAGCAGAGGGCUCAGAGUCAGACCUGGAGCAAAGACUGAGCGACACCAUGGAUAUGAUCGACAAACUGAACAACAACCUGACUGAUGCUGAAAACAAGCUGACUCCAGCGGAGAAGAAUCUGAUUGAUCUAGCAAAGCUGAUCAAUGACAUGAAACCACAGAUGGAUGACCUGAAGCAGCUGCUCCAGGACGGAAAACAGCAAGCCGAGGAGGCGCUAGAAAAAGCAGACCUGGCUAAUGAUAAGGCAGAUGAAGCAGAAAAUGAUUUGUUGACUUUGGAGAAGCAGUUCGAAAAUCUUAAGGGUAAAGAUCCAGGAACAAGUGGAAACGCCGGGGUGGUGAAGGAUCGUCUGGCAAAGAUGCAGAAGGACACCGGAGCUCUGGUGAACACCACCGACACCAUGAUGAAGGCUCUUGAAGGAAAAGCAGAUUCCCUCAGAAGGCUGCAGGGCGAGAUCCUUCAGAAGUCGACAAAGCUCGAAGGGCUCGACGCCAAGAUGAGAGAGCUUCUGGAAAACCUUCGAUAUCAAGCCGACAGACACACCAGCUGUAUACACUGAGGUCCGCCGCGGUUUGCGUUGGACGUCUGCCCCUCUUCAAGAAUGAUUUUAAAAUGUAAUGGAAGUACAAAAUGAUUUUAAUUCAAAUUUAAUAUCAGCAUCAUCAUGGCUGCUAAUUACUGCGUUUUUUAAAAGUUACUUAUUUACUCUCACAGCAACAGUGUAGCACCGCCUCUUAUAAAAUCUACACAGCACCUCUCAUCAUCACUGCUUUGCUUUUCAAAUAUGUUUUUAGUUUUUACCUUCAUGUCAGACCAGGCUGUUACAGUAAACAAUAAAACCAUUGGGACUAUGACACAAUAUCUGUUUAUGAUCAAAUGUGACGAGUGUGCACCUGCUUGUUAACAGGUGUAACUCAUUAAACUACAGAAUAACAUGCAGCUGCUGACAACAUUUAUGAGAGCGAAUAAGUAUUCUUUAGAUUCCCAUUCACCAACAGUAUAAUCCCUUUCUGAUCAAUAUUAUGUAGGCAGUUAAUGCAUCUUCAUGACUCAGUGAUGGAUGAAAUUUAUUUAUUGUUUUAUUCUAAUAAAAGUUUGUUAAUACUU
This is a messenger RNA of Mugil cephalus (flathead mullet), 4163 nucleotides long. RefSeq names its product laminin subunit beta-3-like. Gene Ontology annotation, biological process: cell migration; substrate adhesion-dependent cell spreading; basement membrane assembly. NCBI's taxonomy places the organism in Eukaryota, Metazoa, Chordata, Actinopteri, Mugiliformes, Mugilidae. Bases 124 to 3615 code for a protein of 1163 amino acids. The transcript is spliced from 22 exons. Gene Ontology annotation, cellular component: laminin trimer. Gene Ontology annotation, molecular function: extracellular matrix structural constituent. The record is from RefSeq and is a predicted model, not a curated record.